Molecule: messenger RNA, 3337 nt
Organism: Magallana angulata
Lineage: Eukaryota; Metazoa; Mollusca; Bivalvia; Ostreida; Ostreidae
Product: dipeptidase 1-like
Exons: 11
Coding region: 166-1527 (453 amino acids)
Biological process (GO): proteolysis
Molecular function (GO): metallodipeptidase activity
Source: RefSeq, a predicted model, not a curated record
UAUUUAUAAACCCAAACCGGCCGGGGAUUUUUACAGCUUUUACAUACCAGAGCGCGGUUAACAGAGCCAUUUAAUAUAUGCCGAUUCACAUUUUACGCAGGGAGCAUUUUAUUAAGUUCUAAGUUAUUACCACAUCUCAACGCAUCACAGCUGAGAGGAAUCAGUAUGUCCGCCCAAUUCAACACAAACUCUUUAACAAGCCUGACCACGGACAAACCCACGACUUUCCGGAAACAGCGAUCCUUCAGCGACCGGGUCGGGAUCGGUUUCCUGGUCGUGACAUUCGUAGCCAUCAUUCUGGGCCUGGCCAUCGGAAUCCCUCUCUCAAAACGAGACACCAACAGCGGAGGGGGUGGCGGAGGAGCACCACAGUCUUCUGAACUUCAGAGGGCGAAACAGUUACUGACUGCAAAUCCAUUAAUUGAUGGUCACAACGAUUUGCCCUGGCAGUUUCGACAGUACGCCAAUAACUCGGUCUACUCGGUAAACCUCGGGCAGGACAUGCGAAACACGUGGAACAACGAAACAUGGAUGGAUGACACGAGCUUUCCCAGAAUUCCGUCGCAGACGGAUAUUCCUCGACUCCGCACUGGAAAAGUUGGCGGGCAGUUUUGGGCGGUUUUUGUAAGCUGUGCUUCCGUCGAGAAAGACGCCGUCCGAUUGGGCCUUGACCAGACUGACGUCAUACACAAAUUCGUUGACAAGUACGAUGACUUCAAAUUGGCAACAACCGCGCAAGGUAUUACAGACGCCUUUAAUGAUGGAAAAAUUGCCAGUUUGAUUGGUCUAGAAGGUGGUCACAUGAUCGGAAACAGUUUGGGAGCACUGCGCAUGUACUAUAGGAUGGGGGUCAGAUAUAUGACAUUGACCCACAGCUGUGACGUAGAAUGGGCCGACAGUGUUAAGGCUGAUACUAGGAGCCCACCAUCCAAUAAAGGGCUGACAGAGUUUGGAAAGAAAGUUGUAAAAGAAAUGAACCGUCUUGGGAUGAUUGUUGAUCUAUCACACACGUCAGAGCAGACGCAAAAAGACGCCUUAGGAGUGACUCAGGCGCCGGUCAUCUUCAGUCAUUCGUCGGCUUACGCCCUGUGUAACCACGCAAGGAACGUCAAAGACGAAGUCCUGCAGCUAACAAAACAAAACAACGGCUUAGUUAUGAUAAACUUUUACAAAGGAUACAUUGACUGUGCACCUACCAACACAAGUGGUAACAUAUCGACUGUAGCCGAUCACAUAGACCAUGUGAAGAACUUGGUCGGCGUGGAUUACGUGGGGAUUGGCGCGGACUAUGACGGGGUCCCAGAGCUGGUCGAAGGUCUUGAAGACGUUUCGACAUACCCGUAUUUGUUUGAAGAGCUGAUAAGACGUGGAUGGACAGAUGCCGAUCUCAUAAAAUUGGCUGGCGGGAAUUUACUGCGGGUAUUCAGGGAUGUCGAGGCCGUAAAGAACAGCUUGUCUAACCUCAAUCCCAUAGAAGAUAUCAUGGAAAGAAGUUUGAGAAAUGAAAACUGUACGACUGGAUACUAGAGACAAAAUAACAAUACCGUGCGCAUAAACCAUUGAACACGCCAUCUGAUUCUUUUUAAUGUUUGUUCUUAAGCAAAAGAGUACACUUAUGUAUAAUUGUUCGCUAGUCUUUUUUUUUAUUAAAACGUUUAAUAUUGAAAGCUUUAAUCAUCAAAAUUAAUGGAUCUUUAACGAUAACACAGGUUUGGUUACUGAUUUUUUUUUGGAUACUAUAUAGAUUCUUAAACAUAAUUGUUUAUGCAAUUUUGAUACAUGUAAUGCUUGAUUAAAAAAAUAUGAUAUAUCUGACCUCUGAACGCACCGUGGUGCGGUGUGUAUGAUUGAUCACUUUUGUAGAUUUACAUGUAUUUCAUGUUAGAGUUACAUUAUUGUACCUUUAGAUUGAGCAUGUAAGUGUUUACGUUUUUGCUGUUAUAUUGCAAGCACACAUUAUCAAUAUUGGCUUCUGCAGCGUCUUUCUAUUGUUGUUUUGUUGAUGUUCUAACGUAUCCUAUAUGUGAACUCUUGUAAUAUCUUAGCUUUGUUAGCAUUUUUACGCACAUCCAAUUUAUAAGAAGUGAUAUAUACGUAAUGCUAUAUAUUUCCUUUUCCCAAUCUUUAGAAUUGGUUAUUUUAUAAUUAUAAACUAAAUAUACGCUAUGUACCAAAGAUAUGCAAACUGUUGAUGAAUUUUGAGUAUUCAGUAAUAAAUGUACCGUUUAUUGGCAUAUACAAAGUAUUGUUAUUUUGCAUAAAUUAAUUUUUAAUGCAUGUUUAUUACUUUGAGCAUGCAGUUUAGGCAACAGAGCAUUUUUGGUCAAUAACAUUUCAACACUAGCAUUUUAAACUCCAAUUUUACGUGAGUUAAGGAGACUGGAUGGUCAAAAAAUUAAUCAUCAUGUUUGUCUUAAACUUUGAAAAAUGAUAUUUUUGACAAUGUCAUGUUGUGAAUUUUGUAUUUACUGCCACCUGGUAAAUUUAAAAUUUACAACAUGAUACAUUCAUGAAUGUGUUUGUAUAUAUAUGUAUUCAGAGAGUGAAUUUAUUGUAUGAAUUGAUCUCAAUAACCAAGGUUAUAUACUAGUACUUCAUAUGUAACAAUCAACAUCUGGCUUCGGGGCCACCAACAUGUAAACAUCUCAGCGUUGGUGGCCCCAAAGCCAGAUGUACAUGUAAUUGCCAUGAUACAUGUAUCAAAUAUCUUCAAUUCCCACUUAAGUAUGUUGUAAUUGUUUGGGGAUUUAAGUUUUUUUUUCAUUUGGGUAUUUUUUUUUCUUCUGUUUCCAUCUAGUAUACUUAUGUCCCAUAAUAUUUUCUAUCAAUAUCCACUUCAUUUUUCUUUUCAUAUUUCUUAUACUUAAUGAGAUGUCAAAAUUUCGAGUAUAUUUUGAAUAUUUUCUAUAUUAAGUAUUUCAUAUACAUAUGUAUUAUAUUUACAGUUAUAAGUCAAAUCAUUUUUAGUACAAACGUUUUGCUUGAAUGUAUACUUUUAUAACUAAAUUUUAAUUAAAAAUUGAGUAAAAACUGUUGUUUACAAAAAUGAAAAUGGUUAUAUAAUGUUUGAGAAGUCGUCAGGUGUAAUGGACGGAUGUAGAUGGCGCUGCAGAGUUGGUUAAAUUUUGGUUAAUUCAUAUUAAUCAUAAUAAAAUACAGCCCAGGAAAACACGUGAACCAUUAAAAUAUUUGUAUUGCUAAUGUAUUUAAGAGAUCUUGAAGUGAUAUACUAAAAUAAUACCCCUUUACUACACCAACAACUGGGCCUGUAACUUGCCGCCAUUGUAUGAUUUUGAUCUUGACCGAAAGUGACUAAGUUACAAAAUACGCUUGUUUC